UUUUUUUUUGUAAACAAAAGGGGAGUAAACUCUGGAAUGUAUUUUUUGAGUAAUGUUUACAAAACGUUUAGACGUGGCCUUGUCGAUCUAGAUGAUUAGUAGAUGUUGCAGAAUAAAGUUCUCUGUUACAACAAGACUUUCAAGAAAACAAACUAAGGCCAAAGUACAUAUUUGCUAUCUGUAAGAACAAAUUUGUUCAAAGAUAAGUUAUCUAUUAAAUGGGUGGGAUUCGACCCUCAGGGCUUAAUGUUAACAAGCCAGUUGUGUUUGGACUCCUGGUUGCAGGUCUUGUACUAUUUUUGGUUUACAGAAAUUUUUUGGCAUCACCAAUGGGAGAUAAAGUAACAAAAGAAGCGACAGUAUUGAAGCCUGUGCCGUCACUUGAUGAAACUGAACUACAAACAAAAGUUGAUGAAAAUAUGGAAGUUACAGUUGGAGAUAAAACUGUCAAAGUGUAUGUUCAACAAGUCAUUAAGAAAUCAAAUCAGUUCAAGCUGGAUGUUCUCUUCCUCCAUGGCAAUGCAUUCAGCUCCAAGAACUGGACAGAUCUUAAAACAACAGAUCAUGUCGCCAAUUGGGGAUAUAGAGCCAUAGCCAUAGAUCUACCAGGGAAAGGCAGAAGCUCCAGUGUUGAGGUAGAACCUGACAAAUUCCUUGAAGCCUUCAUUAGCAAACUUCAAAUGACAAACAUUGUAAUCAUAGCUCCUUCAAUGAGUGGAAGGUAUGCACUGCCAUAUUUAUUUAAUGAGCCAACCAAGGUCUCGGAAACUGUCAAGGGGUUUGUAGCAGUGGCACCUGUUGAGACAGAAACCUAUGAAAGCAAAUAUUCAGCUAGCCAGAUUCCAACUUUAAUUGUUUAUGGCAGCAAUGAUAAAGCAAUUUCAACAUUCCUACCAAAUCUGGAGAAACUUCCCAAGCAUACAACAGCUGAAAUCAAAGACGCUGGACAUGCCUGCUACUUGAAUAAGCCAGAGGAAUUUCAUAAAAUAUUGUACAACUUUUUAUUAGAAGUAUCUUCUUAACUGGCAGAGCAAAGUUUGUUUUAUCACUUGAUGUUUGAUGCACAAUGUGCUGUUCCAAAUGUAUGAUAUUUUGCCCUAAUGUUAGAUGGUGUUUUAAAACUGAUAUACAAAUGUAUUGAACAAAUAUGAUUAGACAAAUUUCUAUUUUGUGGUGAGUUGUGUGUUGAACAUCUUGACUUUUUGUAAACAAUAUUAUUUACUCAGAACUGAUAAUAGAAGACAGGAGAGCUACAGGUGAUCCACUUUUAAGGUAUACUGAUGUAUGCAAGUGCGACAUGAAACUCUUCAGAAUCUUGAGUAAAACAGUGUAACAUAGACUAUGUCAUACUACAUAAUUUAGUUUUUUCACUGUUUCUGCCAUAAUUUAAUUUUUGUAAAAGUCAAAUUCAUUUGUUUAUCUUAAUUGUUAACAUCAAUUAAUACUUACAGAAAUAAAAAAAUAUCAUAACUAUGAAUAUUAUAUACCUUAACAUUUCUAAGCAAACAAAAAGGAACAAUGAAAAAUCUAGUUUUAGAGUGAAUUUGUUUUGCUAUGAUUAUUAAGAUGAUUUAUAUCUUGUUUGAGGGCAUUAUUGUAUAAUGGAAUUUAUUUAAUAGUAAAAUCAGUUAUUGUUCUUGCCAUUUAUUUGUUUUCUCAUAUAGAAAUUAUUUUUCUAGUGAUUAAAUCUACUGAUACAUGUAUCUGUAAUAUUGGGUUAUAAAUACAGGGUUUGUAACCAUUUGCUGUGUUACUUUUUUUCCUCAUUAUUUAUCAGGCCAGACAAAAUCAAUGCAUUGUAAUCAUCCUGCCUGCAUAGGUUAUCAACAAGCUUCAACUAGGCAUCUCGGUUCUGGGCAAGUCAUUACAACUGUCUUCCCAUCUGCUUCCAAAUCUCAGUGCUAUGUUUUUCUAGGCCAUCUUAUCUUCUUCUUUCUUUGGGGGUUCCUGGGAAAGUUUUGUGAAGGCUGUGGCUUUUCCGAUGCCAGCAUCUCUGAAGGAUCUUCUUCAAUAGGCUGCUGCUUAGUUCUGUGCCACAGUUUUUCAUUUUGUGAUCUAGUCUGGCCAGGGGAUCUUAAGGAUCGUGGUUUAUAAGCUUACAUUAUAUUGUGCUUUAACAUGUAGCAAAAGAUUUACUCUUUACAUUGUGGUAUUUUGUUGUUGAGCGUCUUAUUUACUACUAAAUGAUGGGAUAACAUUGAGUUUCAUUUUGUAUUUCUUUAUUCAUGUUAGUUAAUUGGAUUGAUAAUAGGACAUUGUUGGAAAAAAAAGUGAAUGAAAUGAACAGAGUGUAUUAUUUUGUUUACAAUAAUAACUGUUUCAAUCUGUUUUACCAAAAGCAAGAUUUUGUAUUUUAACUAUAACACUAAAAUUGUGUCCAUAGCAUGAACAAAUGCAUCAGUGACAACCGGCCUGGAUGUUUUCUUCUCCAUUAUACUGUGUUAUUCUUUUAUCUUCUCCUGAAAGCAUGCUUUCCCUACAGUAUUCAUCAUUUGUUAGUUAUAAAUAGGAUAGGUUUUAAUAAAAAAAAAAGAUAUGUAAGGCUGAUAGAUAGAGAUGAUUUUUUUGUUUCACUAAAGGAUGAAAUUUAUUAUGUAGUUAAAAGAUCACCAAAUCACAAAAUGAUUGGAUUUCUUUUCGUUGACACUUUUUAAAUAAAAUACCUUGAAAGAUUUGCUAAAUACAAGUUUAGACAUUUUUUUCCUGCACCUUGGUUGUCCACUUUUUACAAAGCUUGUAUCCACCCACUCUGUCUGUCUGUCUGGUCAAAAGCUUUUACAUAUUUUUUCUGCCACAUCCAUUUUCGGAAUAAGUUGAAACUGCACAAUUAUUCAUUAGCAUAGACAAGACAUGAAUCAAUAAAAAAAAGUUAGUCAGUCAAUUAAUUAUUGGUAAUUAAUUAUUUUGUUUGAUACCAACAAAGGAAAUUAAUCCUUUAGUAUUCACAUAUAUGACUAAAUAUGUAGGGUUUGGUCCUCUUAGAUAAUAGAUAAUUGUAAAUGUCAUUUCUCCCACAUCCCUUCUUGGAUCAAGUUGAAACUGUAAACAAUUAUUUAUUGUACCUAACAAAACAUGAAUUAAUAAAAAAAAAUAUCUAACUAUUAAUUAAUUAUUGGUAUUAACUAUUUUGUUUGAUAUCAAAUUAAUUAAGGAAAUAACUUCUACAUAUUGAGGAGAUAUAGUAAGUGUGGAGUUCUCCUUUAGAUAAGCUUUUUUUUUUUAAAGGAUUUUUUCAUGUUUGCUUGUUUCUCUUGUUUGUUAUGGUAUACUUUUAGAUGACUUCUUUGCAGUCAUUGUCCUUGUUCCCAGUCAUGUUACUCUCUUGUUACCUGACAAUGUGAUAUUUGUACAUAUUAAUACUGCUGUGGAUUUCUCUUGUCACCAAUCAUGAUAGUUUGUUUUUUUUCACACAUUUUUACAGUCUAAGCAGUCUUGUGUUUUUAGUGUGUCUGUGUGUGUGUGUCACAUGGUAUGACUUUUAUUGAAAUGAGCAGUCAGAUGGUUUGAAUGUAAACUGAAAAUUGCCACACACCAUAUUUGGAAUGCUGGUCUGGACGAUCAAUUUUUAUUUUUCCAGAAAAAUACUAACAUGAGCACUCUUUUUAAAGUCUCAUUUUUGUUACUUUCUCACUAAAUUUUUUUACUUUAUACUAUUUCACUUUACCACUGAAUGAUGUCUGCUUCUAUGUGACCUAUCUCCUUUUACACUGUUAUUGUCAAAUUUUCUUGAUCUUAAUUUGGGUAUUACAUACCUACUAAAAUAAUGAAAUAUAUUUCUACAGCUGAUAUAGUUUGUUCUAUAACAGGUAGAUUGAUCUGAUGCCAAUUAUUAACAUGAGUAUGAAGCAAUCAUCCUAAUGAUCCACCACACUUUACUUCUACUCAGAAGAUGUCAGCACAGGAUUGACUUUAUUCACAUCCAGAAUAAAAAUCCCAACCGCACAAAGAUUUAACUAAAGACUCUCAUUUUGAAGGCAAACUCUUAUUGUCACAUUGACUUCUUAUCCAAAAUGUAAAACCAGUAUAAUCACUUAAGCAAAUCUUACUCAAAAACAUGUCAAUGUUUCACUAGUGAAUAGACUUGUUUAUAUGGUCUAAAUAGUUAAGAGAAGACAUUUAAAAACAUUUAAUUUUAGAGAUCUUAUAAAAGAAAGAUUCAUCCUUUCACCAAUCCAUUUAUUGAUGACUGACAUGUAUAGUAUUAUGUUUAGUGUAUUUUAUAAGUAAUAGAAAUUGAUUUUUGGUCAAAAUCAUUUGUUCAAAUUCAUCCUGUCACUGAUUCAUGAUUUAACUAGUUGCAUUCAGAUUAUUAUGGCAGGUAUAUGAUUGAUUUUUCUUUCAAUGCUAUUGAACAAUCCUUUUCACCACUUGCAAUAGUUCUUGUAAAUGGUUUAUUUAUGAGUAUCCAGUCCUUUCAAUCAUUUUAUUUUCAAUUCAGCAUAAAAAUUUACUUGUCUUUACCAAGGAAAAAAUUUGUGUCUUUUGUGUAAACUUUGGCUACUGUCUUACAGUACAUUACACAUUGUAGUUAGCAUUUUUCUCCACUGUAAGAUGAAUCCAUGUCAUCAUUGUUUAAAUACUUCAUAUUUAUACCCUAUUAUUUCAUUGGCUUUAAUGAUCAUGACAUUUUGAGGUAGCUUAAAGUUUCUCAUGUUGGGACAAAAUGUGCGCAUUUAAUUCACUUUAAUUAAUUAUGCUAAUUUUUUCUUACUUUCAAUGCUUUCAUUUCAUUUGUUUUUUUUAAAUAAAGUUUUGAAAGUA
Biomphalaria glabrata is the source of this 4761-nucleotide messenger RNA. Its product is annotated as putative protein-lysine deacylase ABHD14B. The record is from RefSeq and is a predicted model, not a curated record. NCBI's taxonomy places the organism in Eukaryota, Metazoa, Mollusca, Gastropoda, Planorbidae. Gene Ontology annotation, cellular component: cytoplasm. Bases 219 to 1022 code for a protein of 267 amino acids. The transcript has 6 exons.